Messenger RNA from Striga asiatica, 540 nucleotides. Lineage: Eukaryota; Viridiplantae; Streptophyta; Magnoliopsida; Lamiales; Orobanchaceae. The record is from the annotation of a GenBank genome assembly.
AUGUCCAUUAACCAUAAGACUCAUGUCCACUCAAGAUACUUCUUGAAAAAGAAGAAGAAGAUCAAGAUAUCAGCCCUUUCAAAUAUCAACCCUUUAAAUCUAAUAUCUUUGCACAAUGAGGAGGAAGCUUUGCAAGUUGGUAUUGGGAACGUAAAUCCGAUCGACCUUCAUCUCCGGCGAGAUACCCACCGCAAGAGUAGCCCAUCGCGAGCAAGCCAUCAACGGCGUUUUCCCCUGCAGCCGUCGAGUCCUUUGCGGCAGACAACCGGUGACGCGAGGUCGGCGAAUUGUACCGUCCAGCCCUUAAAUCGUCUUCUCCACCAUCAUUGUCCGUGUGUAUCUACGUGGGAGGAGAAACCGAGCAACAGAUUCCUCAUUCACUCGCGAGCAGACUGUCGACGAACAAGAUUUGAGGAAUUCUCGUCGGCAACCCUCAUCAAGCGGCAGCGGCAGAGCUUUUUCCGGACGCCGAGCCACGAUCCAACCUCCGACGAGCCCCGAACAACCGCUGCUGAGCUGUCGCGAGGUCGAAAUUCGUGA